CCCGGCCGGAGGAUAGAUGUAAUAAAUAUAAGUCGCCCAACACCGUACCUUCGCUUCCCACGCUCAUUCCAUCUCAUUCCAAUCUAUACUAUUCAUCCCCACCCAGCCAAUCCAACAACAUGGCUCCCUCACUCGUGGAGAACGGCACCAACAACACCGCCGAGGUCGCCUACUUGAAGGACAGGCGUCAAGCCAACUACAAGGAAGCCUUCCAACAGGCCGCCGACACGACCCAGUACGAGACUGAGAUCAACGGAUCAGAGACUGCUCCCCCCGCCAAGUACCCGCAUUACCUUCCCUACUGGGACGAUGUGAAGUACCCUCCCUACGAGCCAUUCGAGGCCUAUGACCACGGUCGCGAUGCCGACCCCACCUUCCCCAACCUGAUCAAGGAAGGGGUCAACGUCAAAGACCUCACGGCCAACAUCGGAGCCGAAGUCACUGGUGUGCAGCUGAGCAAACUCUCCCGAGCCGGUCAAGACGAGCUCGCCCUCUUUGUCGCCCAGAAGAAAGUCGUCGCCUUCCGGAACCAAGACUUGGCCGACCUACCCAUCCAAGAGGCCCUCGACUUCGCGGAGUACUACGGCCCGUCUCACAUUCACCAAACAUCCGGCGCCCCCAAGGGCUUCCCUCGAGUCCACUUGGUUCACCGCAGCGCCAAUGACACCACUGCCAAAACCUACUUUGAGGAGCGUACCAACAGCAUCACCUGGCACAGCGACGUAACCUUCGAGUUGCAGCCCCCGGGCACCACCUUUUUGUAUCUCCUCGACGGCCCCACUGCCGGUGGCGACACGCUCUUCGGCAACAUGGCAGUCGCAUACCAGCGCCUCUCGCCGGAGUUCCGGAAGCGUCUCCACGGUCUGUCAGCAGUCCACUCUGGGCACGAGCAAGUGCAAGCGUCCAUUGCACGCGGCAGUAUCGCUCGCCGUGAGCCCAUCAGCACCAUCCACCCCAUCGUUCGAACUCACCCGGUGACGGGCGAGAAGGCGCUCUUCGUCAACCCGCAGUUCACUCGCCGCAUCGUCGGCUACAAGAAGGAGGAGAGCGACUUCCUCCUGAAGUUCCUCUACGACCACAUAGCCUUGUCUGCCGACUUGCAGGCCCGCGUGAAGUGGGAAGCCGGGACUGUUGUUGUCUGGGACAACCGUGUCACAUGCCAUUCGGCGAUUUUGGAUUGGCAGGACGGCCAGCGGAGGCAUUUGGCUAGACUUACUCCCCGGGGAGAGCGGCCGUAUGAGACGCCGUUUGAGGGUUAAUUGAUGUUGAGACUAUUUUCAAGAUGAUUAGAAGGUCGUGUCGUAUCAAUCUUCAGAGUCGUUCCGUGUUUGUCAUGGAAGGUGUCUGUCGUUGAAUUGUAGAUUUCCCCUCGAACGUCACGUCACGUUGAACAGUCGACAUCUCCAACUCAGACAACGUUCAAUCCAACUGGCAUUGAAACGAUCAGACUGGGUCUCUAGUCCAUCAACACACAGGUCGUCUCGAUGAAUCUGACGUCCGCCCAGUUUCAACAGUCGAGAUGGAUGCGAGGUCGGCCGUGUUCGAGCGAUCGCCCGUCGGUCCGUCGGCUGCAGACGAAGAACCGCAUCGUCAAUCGUGCGU
Molecule: messenger RNA, 1602 nt
Organism: Neohortaea acidophila
Lineage: Eukaryota; Fungi; Ascomycota; Dothideomycetes; Mycosphaerellales; Teratosphaeriaceae
Exons: 2
Coding region: 120-1259 (379 amino acids)
Cellular component (GO): cytoplasm
Molecular function (GO): 2-oxoglutarate-dependent dioxygenase activity
Source: RefSeq, a predicted model, not a curated record